CCCCUAUUCCGGGAACGUCACGGUGACGUGUCCCAUCCUCCCUCUCCCCCCCCCCCAGUCGGUGUCAGGAUGUGGUUCUGGUCCCGGGACCCGGCCCGUGAUUUCCCCUAUGAUAUUAUUGGGGAGAGAGAGGAGUUACCGGGAGGAUGGGGCAUCCAGAAAGGAAAAAAGAAGGUGAGGGUACCCAUGGCAUCACUAAGGGGUAUUUGUUUGGGGGAGGGUGGCAGCCAGUAGCUGCAGGGUGAUUUGUUAUUAUCUAGUUUGGGGUUGUUGUAUAAUGGGCUGGCUGGAUAUUAUUACUAUGGUUACUAAAAAUAAUUUCAGGGUGUAGUAGCAUAUUAAUUUGUGCUGUAUAAUUAGUGUGUUUUGCAUGUUACAACAGAUAUCACUAUGUGAUUUAAUAUAGCUCUUUACCUAUUUGCACUUUACUACCAUAAACAGUUAGUCAGGGAACAUUUCAGGUUUUUUUGGGGGGGUGGGGGGUAUUAAAAUCCGAAUUGAAAAAAAUUAAGACAGAAAUAGGAGAUCUGGAAAUAUAAAUACGCAGGUCAGUUUUAAAAAUAAAGAAAUAAGUCAGGUUUGCUGAUUUAGCCUCACAUUUUAAUUCGCAACAUUCUGGAGUUUAGUGAAUAACUACAAUGGAAUGCUCAACAAUUGCUUGAAGAUAUAUGUAUUGUUAUUGCAUGGGGGGUGGAAAAGCUGGCAUAUAUGACAAGGUUAUGGUAAUAGUUUGUAUCUGUUCACGAGACAGGUCGGUGGAGACGCAGUGUCUGUGUUCACAUACGAGAUACAACCAAGUGCAGAAGAGCAGACGCAAGCAGCCAGAUCUGCUUUGAAACGGAUCAAGACCCUGAGACACCCCAAUAUUUUAUCAUAUGUGGAUGGAUUGGAGGUACUGGACCCAGUAAACCUUAUCAAUUUAGUUGCCAGUUCAGUAGAUUGACUGUGGCGACUGUUCAACGUAGAUUUCGGUGUAGUGCAUAUGUUUCAUAACUGCUUAACCCCUUAAGGGCACAUGACGUGUGACAUGUCAUGAUUCCCUUUUAUUCCAGAAGUUUGGUCCUUAAAGGGUUAAAAGGACAUUAUAGGCACCCAGACCACUUCAGCUCAUUGAAGUGGUUUGGGUGCAGGGUCCCUAUCCCACUUUGUCCAGUUUGAGAAACUGCAAAAAUUUGCCUUGCAUGGCUAAGACUGCCUUCAGUGGCCGGCUAAGACUGCAUUUAGACAGAAAAAUAGAAUUUGACGGCAUAUAACAACCAUCCGGCCCAUCUAGUCUGCCCAAUUUUCUAUAUACUUUCAUUAGUCCCUGGCCUUAUCUUAUAGUUAGGAUAGCCUUAUGCUUUUCCCACGCAUGCUUAAACUCCUUUACUGUGUUAACCUCUACCACUUCAGCUGGAAGGCUAUUCCAUGCAUACAAUAAUAAGAGAACUGAAGGGGAGACAGGGAGAUGGUGAAUUGUCUGCACCUCCUAAGUCUUCCCUCUGAGAAAAAGGAGAGCAACCCUUAGUAGAAGCUUAAAACCAUCACUUGUAAUCAAUUAUUUUAAAAUACCCAAGACAAGGAUGUUUGAAAAAUUCUAAUAAUCAAAUAAGUCCACUUACUUGAUUAUAAUAAUUUUUGACUUGAGUGGUGCGCACAAUUCACCAUCUCCCUGUCUCCCCUUCAGUUAUCUUAUUAUUGUAUUUAUGUAUAGGGGUUACCCCCCAUUCUCACGAGCAACCUGACACACUCUCCCUGCUCUCUCUUUUCAACUGGCUAUUCCAUGCAUCCACUACCUUCUUAAUAAAGUAAUACUUCCUGAUAUUGCUAAACCUUUAUCUCUCUAAUUUAAGACUGUCUUCUUGUUGUGGUAGUUUUUCUUUUAAAUAUACACUCCUCCUUUACUGACUAGAGUCCCUUCCAGAAUGCUAGCAGACCCUUAAACAACACUGGACGUCAUCCUCUGCAUGAGGACAUCCAGCGUCAGCGAAAACCCUAUAGAAAAUCAUUGAUUCAAUGCUUUCCUAUGAGGAGGGUCUAAUGUGCUUGAGGCGCUCUCUGUGGUCCCCCUUUUGAUUGACGUCGGAGGAGGAGGAUUGCCAACCCAGUGCAGAGGGACAUUAGCGCUGGAGUCGGGCGCGUUAAGGUUUUUUUUUUUUUUAAACCCUUUGUGUGCCGGAGGGGAGAAACCGGGGGUGGGGACUAAUGGGCACUAUAACAUUAGAAAUUCAGAUUUGUAUUCCUAACACUAUAGAAUCCCUUUAAAGUACAGAUCUAGUCAUAAUGUCUUUUAACCUGCUUUAUUGGAUCAUGAUAAUUGGUACUGCUUAAAUAUGCACCACAUUUUUUUUCCUGUGAUUUGUUCAACCCACACACUGUAUUUUGCCUAAAUUGAUCUUGCUACUAGACAGCCUGUAUCAAAAAUCCUGGAACAGAAUAUUCUACAAAAACAAACUAUGAUUUACUUGCACACUGCAAGCACCAUGCCCACUACUGCUUAUUUUGGUUACGGUUCUUUAAAGCUAUAACAACAACAAAAGUAUGUAUUCCUCAACAAUGAGAAAAUAAAUUGAAAACCCCUGCCUUAGAGAUAUGCUUCCAUCGUCUUCUCCAAAUCCUCAACCAGUUUUCUAUAAAUAUGGGAGCAAAAACUACAAAUAAAGGAAAGAAAGAAAACAUUUCAUAGGGUAGAAUACAAUUGUUAGCUGGCCAACGGAUAUGUCUUGGAUACAGCUCCUCCCAAAUUACUUCGCAAAAUAAAUUCAGUUUAUUCGAUUCCACUCGAAAGUAGAUGGUAGUUGCAUAAGGACAAAAGGCAGCCACAAUAGUGUAAUGUCAUUAAAUAAAUUUAUUAAGAAAUGCAUUUUAAACACAUACGUUAAAGAUCCACUAAAGUCACCCAGACCACUUCAUCUCAAUAAAGAGCUCUGGGGCAGUGGUCCUUUCAUUUUAAUCCCCUAGUGUAAAACAUUGCCAUUUUGUAGAAACGGCAAUUUUAACAUUGAAGGGUUAAGUACACCUCUAGCGGCUGUCUACUUGACAACCACUAGAGUAGCUUCCUCCUUCAGAACAGCGUCAAACUCGGCCCUGCAUUAAAAAUCUGUUUACAGCAGCAUUUGACUGGAUAACUGUGACAUUUGGCCACGUAUGGGUAUCUCAUCCAUCGAAGCUUAGAUUGGAUAAGACUGAGGCAUGCUGACAUCUUCUGAGAAGAAGCGGGAGUUGCAAAGGAGAAGUCUCUGCGCUUGAAAUGCGGUGAUAAAACUUUAUUUAACUUACAUUUUUAUCAGCAAAGGAGAGUGGCAAGUGCGCACAGUGAUAGAUGAGAACCAGUUGUCCCGAAAAAAAUAUUAUUUUUGGGACUAUAGAUUUCCAUUUAAAAUAAAGUCACAGCAUCAAACAGCAGCAGUCUCUCCCCUCUGUUGAGAGUAUCUCCUUCAGGUCUAAUAAUCUGUGAGGACUGUUGUGAUUACAAAAAAAAAAAUGACUGCCUAAUCCAGGUUACUGAACAGCAUUAAGGAAUAUACCUUUGUUUUUCAUUCUCUGUUAUUUUGUGUGGUUUUUUUUUAAAACUAAAAAGUCCCUCAUCUUUCGUUGCUAUUUCAGACUGACAAAUGUGUAUACAUAGUGACUGAGCCAGUGACCCAGCUUGGAACAUACAUGAAGUCUAGGACUGAUUCGGGGGGAGUCAGUGAGUUGGAGAUCUCAUGGGGCCUUCAUCAGAUUGUGGUAAGAAUGUCAAUCAUUAGAGUGUCAAAUUCGUAUGUGUUAUAUUAAAUGUUUUUGCUUUAUUCGGUAACAAAUAGCAGGAAUGACCCAAUUUCCCUAUUAUGUAUUUAUUUCACUUUAGAAAGCACUCAGUUUUUUGGUGAAUGAUGGUAACCUAAUUCACAAUAAUGUCUGUAUGUCGGCUGUGUAUGUGGACCGUGCUGGGGAAUGGAAGCUGGGUGGUCUUGAGUAUAUGUACCCAGCUGGAGCAGAAGAAACAGCCCCCAGAAAGAUCAGCGAGCUGGAGAAAUAUGACCCCCCAGAAAAGACAGAGCGAUCCAAGAGUUCCAAGGAAAAGUGGUGUGUUACUUUAACCUUCUAAAGUUUCUGCUUCAGUAUCUCUCUUAUUGAGAGAUACUGCUUCAUUGAAUUUAACCUCUGAAGUAUAAAUUGCAUUGAUUUGAAACCAAAUGCCAACAUAUAGGCCAAAAUAAUUCAUUUACAAAUUGUUUAGCUAAGCCAUGGUCACAGAUAUGCUAUUUUAGUCUGAAAUUUUCCAGUUUAGUUGCCAAUUCACUGUUUGGCAACUAAGCUCUCUUUGUAUAGAUUGCUUGCACCUUCUUGUACUUUCUCUUUCUUUGUUUUCUUUAAUUAACCCUUGCAUUGCAUAACUGACUCCCGUUGUAAGGGGAGUAGUUUGAUGAGCAAUUUCUGUGUAACAGGUCAGCUGAUAUGUGGUGCCUUGGCUGCUUAAUCUGGGAGGUGUUUAAUGGUCCUCUUCCACGCCCCACUGCUCUCCGAUCCCUUGGAAAGGUAUGCAAUACAUACAUGUAAUAGUGAGCUUGAAAGAAUUUACAAAAAAAAAAAAAAAAAGUAAUAGUGAGCUUGGUGGCUCAGUGUUUUUUAAAAUGAAGUAGCUUGUAAUUUAAUAUUAGAACCUAUAAUUCUGUUAAAGCAUUACUCCAAACACCAUGACCAAAUCAGUGAUUUGAAGUGGUCAUGGUGUCUGGAAUCUGUGUGUCCAGCGUUUUACUUUGAAAUGCUACAGGUACGGAGAUUAACCCGUCCCCUUCCAGAGGUGUGACUUCAUCUAUGGAAGGGUCAUUGGGCGUAUUCUGGACUGGCUAAUAAUGAUGCCAGCUCACAUAGCAUGUUGGUGCCAGGCAGCCAAUGGAGGCAUGACCUCCCUUCCAUGCUGCUAAUGUCCUACCCUCAGUCCAUCCUCCCUGUCCUCCCUCCGGUGAGGGAUGGUGACGUCAGCCAAGAAGGAUCGAGAUCAGGGAAGAAUUUUGCCUCUCCAGUGGAAACCAGAGAGGGAGGGAGGGCGGGCCACCACAGAAAGGGUUACUGUAACCAAAACCAGUGCUUUAUGAAAACACUGUUUUUUGGUUGGAGUGACCCUUUAAGCCUUAAAGCAAUAUUUCACAAUCUGUAGUUUUUGUUGGACUUUAUCAGUCGAUGUGAAACACAUUCAAUAACUUGUGUAAAGGUCAUAGUAGCGCAUGUAUGCAUUACAGAUAAGAUGUUAUGUUGUGGUUUAUUUGCCUGCUUUUGUAUAUAUCAGAUCCCCAAGACACUGGUGCCUCACUACUGCGAGCUGGUUGGAGCAAACCCCAAAGCCCGUCCCAAUCCAGCACGCUUCCUCCAGAACUGCCGCUCCCCAGGAGGGUUCCUUAGCAACAGUUUUGUGGAAACCAAUCUCUUCCUGGAAGAGAUUCAGGUCAGACCUCACCAUUGUAUACUCUAAUUUUGUUUCUGAAUAAUUUCUGCCACUUGCUCAGUUGGUUCUAUGUCUUUUUUGCUGUUCUGUUUUCUAUACUCUUACAUUAUAUCACAUGCUCUCCAUCUUUAAUUCUUCAUUUCUUUAUUUUUAUUGUUGUUCCAUGUUAAGCCAUUUUUUCACUAUUCUUCCACUAAUUAAACUUUUCUUAUUUUAUGACUUUCAGUUUUCUUGUUUGACAUUCCUUUAAAGGGAUACUCCACUGCUCAAAUUGGCAAAACAAAGUUUAAUAGAUAUACUCCAAAUCAAUACAUGCGUGUAUUGAUUUGGGGUAUAUCUUAAAAGGGCUCUCCCUCCGGCCCUCCACAUGCGCCUACUUUUGCACCCGACUGCCAUGCGUGCCCCCAUUACCUGGUGUUUUCGCAUUCACAGCAUUUUGAUCUGAGGUUAGGAGGGAGACAGGGAUGUUCAAGUUAAGCACACCUGACACUUCCGUUAGCUCAGGAGAGCUAACGGAAGCAGGAAUAACCCCUUUGGCUGUUUGACAGGUUAUUUCAGUAAUUAUUUAUAAAAGUGCUGAUUUCUCAUAGAAAUUGGUGCUUUUAUAAACUGUCAUUAUAAUGGGAAACUCCAUAAACCUCUUCAGCUUUAGAAGUGUGGAUUGUCCUUUAAUUUUUUUUUUUUGUCUAGUAGAUUCAUUCCAUCCUCAAAGGCAGUCCAACAUGUAAAUGUUGAGUAAGGAAUUCUACACAAAAUACUGUGAACUAAAGCACUUGUUUUCACCUGUAUUACCCAUUAGUGGGACAUAAUAAUCCUGAAUUGUGCUCACAGCACCUGGGUCUCCAUAUGUAAAACUCUCAUGUUGUCCUUUGUUCUUGUGUCCGAAAUCUUCAACUCCCAGGCCUUCUCUAUCCAUAGUAGAAAUGCAAUCUAAAGAAAUGAACGUACAAUUGUCUAUUGAGAUACUGCAGUGUUAAUAGCAAGUUUGCAGCAUUUCAGUUUGUGCCUCAGUCAUGCGUUAUGUACAUCUGUGAUACAUGGCUGAUAAUGCUCUAGAUCAGGGUUGGGCAACCUUCGGCACCCCAGGAGAUGUGGACUACAUCUCCCUUGAUGCUUUGUCAGCAUUAUGGCUGUAAAAGCAUUAUGGGAGAUGUAGUCCAAAACAUCUGGAGUGCCAAAGGUUGCCUACCACUGCUCUAGAUACAAUGAACAAGGAGUACUCGUCUAGAUAUCUGGAUCCCCUCUUUUAAACUUACAGGGACACUUAGAAUAUGCAACGAAGAUAAAAACAGAUUGUAAGAAAGAGAGACUUCCUGAGUCAGUGUGUUUGUGUAUUAAUAUAUAAUAUGAGCUAGGUGCCAAAAGCAAACAAAUGAGCAAAACUAAUUCAAGGCCUCCUAAAUGUGAACACCCUGUACAGCGAGCUCCAGAAAAUUACAGCAAACAGAGUGAGAAUGAGCAAAAAGUUAUGUGCCUAUUCUUAGGGUUUCUCUGUGUCACAGCGAGUCUCAGUGCUUACUGUGCUAAGAGUGGUAUAUCUCUCCUUCACGGACACCUUGGGGUUGUGUUGUUUGUGCUGAGAAACCUUAGCUGGACAUUGGAGUGCCCCUUGGAUUAGAUGUGUCACAAAUGAAAAUUUUCUUAGUUUGCUAAAGACACAAACUCCGGUCAGAUUUACUGAGUCUGUAACUAAAAACAGACCCGAAUAGGUUUCCUCUAUGAGUAGAGCAUGUCGUCAACAUUUCGUUGACCAAUUAGACAGUUAGAACCAAGUAAAUGGAAUGUUAAUAGCAUAGAAAACAUCUAAUUAGUUGCUUAGUGUGUUACAAGACAAGUUAAACCUGACUGAUGAAAAUGUACUCAUUCUGUGCCAGAGACAGUGGAAGUGGGCCAAAAUCAUUGUGACUUUUUCUAAUGAUUUGACUGUACUGUUCUAUAAUUGACACUCAUGGUUUUUACUAAAAUCAUUUAUAAGUUUUUAGUUAGAAUUCAGUUGAUGACAUAUUUCUCUGUUUAGAAAUAAACCACUUACACGAAGGCUGCUGUAUUCUUUUCAGUAUGUUUAUUCUCACCUUCUCUGACCGCCUUCCUUGCCUGUUGAUUCUCCUCUUCAUUUCAUUUUUCGUUGAUUUCUUAUCUUAAUAAGCCCUUUUUCCUUUUCAUAGAUAAAAGAUCCCACAGAGCGACAGACAUUUUUUGGACAGCUCAGUGAAAACUUGGACACAUUCCCAGAGGAUUUCUGUCGUCAUAAAAUCCUUCCCCAACUGCUGACAGCGUUUGAAUUUGGCAGUGCUGGCGCAAUUAUCCUGACUCCCUUAUUUAAGGUAGGUUCAGCAGCGCUAUAACAGCCCAUAUGCUGCUUCAUCAUCACUCUUCUGUAUGCAAUAUGUUUCCCUCAAGAAAAAUGAGAAGUGAGGGGUCGGACCUUGCGUUGCCAUGUCUGCAUGGCGUGGCCAAGAUUAUCUAACCAGAACAUGUUUAAUUUAACUGUAAUACAAUACUUCCUUAAAAGAUCAUGCUAAGCACAAUAACCACUGCAGGCAUCCUGUUUUAUGGUGCCAGGAGUCCCUUGGAGCGAUUUCCCAGUAAGGGGUCAAAUUGUUUGUAAAUGGUUUUACAGCUAUCUUAGUUUCACUGGGCAACAGCAGUGUUCCUAGUCUUCAUGGUGAAGCUACAACCGAAGUUCUAAUUCUUCUUUUGCGAUGUCAAUUUUGUGCAAUGCUUUACAUCAUUUUAUUGGUGAAGACUGUCAUCUGAUGUGCUCGAUCAGUGAAUAAUCUGAAAAGCUGCUCAGACUUGACAUAGUUUGAGGGAAUGCUUUCCGUCAUAUGGCAGCAUGGUCACUCUGUCACUUUGGUAAGUGUCAAACUAUUUGGCCCCUCAUUUGGGGGACAGCACCAGGGGCUCCUGGUACCAUAACAACUACAGUGGUUCUAACACCUGAUUCUAAUUAAAUCAUUUAUUUUAUAAAUAAUCAGUUGGCCCAACAAAAGAAUUGAACAUUGAUUCUUAUCUAGAGAUUACCAGUGAUUUCUUGGUCUGGCUACGGCCUUGACACAUCUGAUAUCAUAAAGUAUUCUAAAACAGGUUUGCUACUCCUAUUUAUGCAAUCAAUGCCCAUGCAGAAUGUAUAAGUCACAAUGGAUAGUAGUACCCUGUCAUGAAGUUAUUGCUGUCUGCUAGAAAGCACAUUGUUAUGCCUGCUAAGGGGUGAGUAGAUGUAGAUUUUACCUUAGAGAGUGUGUUGUAAAUGACAUGGACUUUUUAUUUAUUUUUCUGCUUGAGAAAAUACUGUUUAUUUGCCUAAAGUUUGUGCAAUGCUGUAAUUUGUUGUGUGAGCGGCACGGUUAGAAUAAUUUUGAUGUGUGAGCGGCACGGUUAGAAUAAUUUUGAUGUGUGAGCGGCACGGUUAGAAUAAUUUUGAUGUGUGAGCGGCACGGUUAGAAUAAUUUUGAUGUGUGAGCGGCACGGUUAGAAUAAUUUUGAUGUGUGAGCGGCACGGUUUUUGCCUUUUUAGAACACCUCUUUCAUACACAUAACUGACUCCUUUAUCACACUCCUUUUCAGAUUGGGAAGUUUCUUAAUGCUGAUGAAUAUCAACAAAAGAUAAUUCCAGUCAUUGUUAAAAUGUUCUCCUCUACAGACCGCGCCAUGAGGAUACGACUUCUUCAGCAGGUGUGGCUAUGCCUUUUAACUGUUAGAUUUACUUUGAUCCUUACAAAACAAAAACCUAAAAUAUAUCACAUAGUCAUUGUUUCAUUUAAAAGCAAAAUAUUAACUUUUCUGUUCAGGUUGAUAUCACCUAUUCCUUGCUUGUAUCAUAAACUGCUAGCAUAUUCAUUAUUUCUAUAAGCAUUCUGACUGCUUUUAAAUACCUCCAGGCAGUCUUCAGGGAGAAUAAACCCCAUCUUGGAUUCCCCCGUUAUAGCCAUUUAUAGCCUCUUCAUAGCUAUUGACAUUUUAAUUGAUUAUGUAUUGCUUCAUAAGAAGUAAUCAAAACAGUGGUUUCAAUAGCCUCCCUUAAAUGCAUGCAUGUAAUAUACAAAGUCCCUCUUUUUUUAUUUAUUUUUUUGGACAGACAAUAUUUUUCUGUUCUUGUUCUUUUGUAGCCAUUGGCUAACUACUAAUAGCAGCAACAAAAUAACAAUAAUCAUCAAAUUAGCGAUCCAUUAAUAUUUCAUGUCCUGGUUUAUUGUGUUUAUUUAAAGGGACACUAUAGUCACCUGAACAACUUUAGCUUAAUGAAGCAGUUUUGGUGUAUAGAACAUGCCCCUGCAACCUCACUGCUCAAUCCUCUGCCAUUUAGGAGUUAAAUCCCUUUGUUUAUGAACCUUAGUCACACCUCCCUGCAUGUGACUUGCACAGCCUUCCAUAAACACUUCCUGUAAAGAGAGCCCUAUUUAGGCUUUCUUUAUUGCAAGUUCUGUUUAAUUAAGAUUUUUCUUAUCCCCUGCUAUGUUAAUAGCUUGCUAGACCCUGUAGCCUCCUGUAUGUGAUUAAAGUUCAAUUUAGAGAUUGAGAUACAAUUAUUUAAGGUAAAUUACAUCUGUUUGAAAGUGAAACCAGUUUUUUUUUCAUGCAGGCUCUGUCAAUCAUAGCCAGGGGAGGUGUGGCUAGGGCUGCAUAAACAGAAACAAAGUGAUUUAACCCCUUCAGACCGGAGGGCGUACUAUUACGCCCUAUAAUAGGCGGCUCUAAACGCCGGUGGGCGUAAUAGUACGCCCUCCGGUCUUUCGGUACUUACUCGGUCGCCGGCGGUCCCACGCCAGCGAUCGCGGUGGGGGGGACUCCUAGGGAGCCCCCGCAGCACUUCCGUCCUCCACGAAGCCCCCCGGCCAUGUGAGAGUGGGGUCCUUGCGAGGACCCCACAAUCACAUGGCCGGGGAUAGCUGGCUUCUGUAUUGCCAGCAGGGUGGCUGCCUGUAAUGACAGGUGGUCCCCCUGCUGGCUGAAAAUAAAAUUAAAACAAAUAAAUGGUGUAAAAAAAAUAAUAAUAUAUACUACACAUAUACAUACACACAUGUACACCGUCUAGGUGUAUUUUACUAUUAAUAAAUAUAUAUAUAUACAGGGAGUGCAGAAUUAUUAGGCAAGUUGUAUUUUUGAGGAUUAAUUUUAUUAUUGAACAACAACCAUGUUCUCAAUGAACCCAAAAAACUCAUUAAUAUCAAAGCUGAAUAUUUUUGGAAGUAGUUUUUAGUUUGUUUUAGUUAUAGCUAUGUUAGGGGGAUAUCUGUGUGUGCAGGUGACUAUUACUGUGCAUAAUUAUUAGGCAACUUAACAAAAACAAAUAUAUACCCAUUUCAAUUAUUUAUUAUUACCAGUGAAACCAAUAUAACAUCUCAACAUUCACAAAUAUACAUUUCUGACAUUCAAAACAAAAACAAAUCAGUGACCAAUAUAGCCACCUUUCUUUGCAAGGACACUCAAAAGCCUGCCAUCCAUGGAUUCUGUCAGUGUUUUGAUCUGUUCACCAUCAACAUUGCGUGCAGCAGCAACCACAGCCUCCCAGACACUGUUCAGAGGUGUACUGUUUUCCCUCCUUGUAAAUCUCACAUUUGAUGAUGGACCACAGGUUCUCAAUGGGGUUCAGAUCAGGUGAACAAGGCCAUGUCAUUAGAUUUUCUUCUUUUAUACCCUUUCUUGCCAGCCACGCUGUGGAGUACUUGGACGCAUGUGAUGGAGCAUUGUCCUGCAUUAAAAUCAUGUUUUUCUUGAAGGAUGCAGACUUCUUCCUGUACCACUGCUUGAAGAAGGUGUCUUCCAGGAACUGGCAGUAGGACUGGGAGUUGAGCUUGACUCCAUCCUCAACCCG
Messenger RNA from Pelobates cultripes (western spadefoot toad), 11222 nucleotides. NCBI's taxonomy places the organism in Eukaryota, Metazoa, Chordata, Amphibia, Anura, Pelobatidae. The record is from the annotation of a GenBank genome assembly.